GCCCGGCUUCUCAUGCUGACCGCGAGGUCUCGCCGCGGGGCGUCCGGAGGAUGCAGCCUUCUGCUUCGUCUGCCUCCAUGACGGGACCUGUAGCCAUGCUCGAUACCACAGGGCACUUUGCAAAAAGAAAGAAAACUUCUCUUUGGUUCACUGUUGCUUUGUUGGUUGUAUCUACUUUCAUAUUGACCAUAGGCCUUGCAGCUACUACAAGGACCGAAAAUGUAACCGUGGGAGGCUAUUACCCAGGAAUAAUCCUUGGCUUUGGAUCCUUCCUGGGGAUUAUUGGUAUCCAUCUGGUAGAGAACCGGAAACAAAUGCAGUCAUUUACAACCCUUGAGAAGUUGAUUCCUGCAAUGCUGAUAGCAUCCAUCGUGUUCAUCAGCUUUGGGGUGGUAGCAGCUUUCUGUUGUGCAAUAGUUGAUGGUGUGUUUGCAGCACGACACAUAGAGCCUAGGCCUUUAUAUAAUAAAAGGUGCCAGUAUUAUUCAAGCGGAGUGGGAUUCCUCUAUGACGCCUACCAAACAGAGGUGACGUGCUACACUUUAAACAGUAAAUGCCAGUUAAGAGUGAAAAGCAACACAUGCUACUGUUGUGACUUGUACAACUGUGAAAACUCAGAACACUCCACCAGCUAUUAUGAGUUCCUUGGUGUGAACAGUUGUCAGGAUGUGGUUCACCUGUAUCGGCUGCUCUGGUCCUCCACUGUCUUGAACAUCAUUGGUCUGUUUCUUGGCAUAAUUACUGCAGCAAUCCUUGGUGCAUUUAAAGAUGUGGCUCCCAUGGCCCAAAUUGCCUUCAGCUCUGCUCCUCCACCACAGAUCCUCUAUAAUCCAGCUCAGCAGAUUUUGACAUACACUGGGUUUUGUCCUUCAGCAGCUGCUGUCCCUCAUUAUCCAUCCUAUCAUUUACCUCUUCAGCCCAUCAACCAUUUCCCAACAUCCUCAUCUACUGAUAUUUCAUUAUCUGAGGACACUCAGCCACCAUCUCAGUCCAGCUCCAACUAUGGUCUUCCUCCCAACGCUCCUCCAUUAUAUACACCAACCUAUUUCCUGUCUGGUGAAAAGCCGCCACCUUAUGUCCCAUAGCUUGGAGAUCAUCGUCAACAGACUGUAAGGUUCAAGAAGAGAAACCUCCACCUUGGGCGUGCUGCCCGUGCUAGCAGACUUCUAUGGAUGUCAUGUUGUGUGGCAUGAUAUUGAUCCUCUUUAUACCCAAACCAUGUGCAACCAGAAGACAAUUCAUGAAAACGUAUUGCAGGCAUAUCUUCUAAACUAGGUUUCAUGUGGUCAUUUUCAACCUGUCUUUUCUGCUAUUAUUGCUCCAUCCCCACAGUUGCUAUUUUUUCCAUUAGACAUUUCAAAGAAAGCAGAGUAAUGCUCAAGAGAGGGCCACAAAUGCUAUCAAGAGGCCCAAGACAGUGAAUAGUGAUGCCCGUUUACAUUCAAGUGAGGUGGGAAUGGCCAGCUCCAUCCAUAUGGCAGAGAAAUUCUGGUGCACAUCUGCAAUACAAACAAUUUUGUGUGUGGAUCCCCUGUGCUGGUCUCUGGUUGCCUAAUUUCAGUUUCUUAUAAUUAAUCUGCAGUUAGCUCACUUGUUUUACAAUAAAACAUGUUGUGUGUAAUAUAUUUGUACUUGUUAACUCUAUGCAUGUUAUAGGAAAGGCAGAGAAAGCAUUCAGAGUUAGUAUGAACUGUUUUUCCAAAGGGUACAUAUGAGAUAUCAAAUUAUUUUAAAAUAUUUGAGGCUGUCCUUUUUGUGUGAAUAUUGUGCUGUGUCCUAUUUAACACAAUAAAAUAAAGCUAAUCUUUUCCAUA
Messenger RNA from Sphaerodactylus townsendi, 1814 nucleotides. RefSeq names its product transmembrane protein 255B (gene TMEM255B). The transcript is spliced from 10 exons. The record is from RefSeq and is a predicted model, not a curated record. Lineage: Eukaryota; Metazoa; Chordata; Lepidosauria; Squamata; Sphaerodactylidae. Bases 51 to 1085 code for a protein of 344 amino acids.